AUGGACUGCCUGAUUCGCGGCAAGCCGUUCUACUGCCGGGAAUGGGCCUUUGCCAAGAUCGCCCAUUGCCUGGAGAGUCGGGCGGCGUCCAAGACGUGCGGCGUGUUGGUGACCGGUGGCGCCGGUUGCGGGAAAACGGCGCUCUUUUCCGAGCUCGUGUGGCCGACGAGGAACCACGCGAGGCAGAAGUCGCUCAGUCGCCGAGUGCUGGCCUACCACUUUUGUCAGGCACACGAGGCCCGCAGCGUGUCCGUGACGUCCUUCAUCCUGAGCCUGGUGCACCAGCUGGCCCAGAGCGAGGCGCUGCCGGGCUACGCGGCCCGCCUGUCCGAGCCGGCCAUCCGCGCUGCCCUGGACGUGCGGGCCUGCGACCGGGACCCGGACGCCGCCUUCCGCACCGCCGUCCUCUUGCCGCUCCUCGAACUCGGCGACUCCCGACCUGCCGGCAAAACCUUUUGCAUCCUCGUCGACUCGGUGGACCAGCAACAGGCCCUGUUCCACGACGAUCAUCAUCAUCAUCACCAGCAGCAACAACAACAUCAUCAUCACGUCACUGGUGGUGGUGGCAACAACACCAACACCAACACCAGUACGACGAUUGCCGAACUCCUGGGCAACAACCAGCACUUGCUGCCCGACUGGAUCGUGUUGUUGGUGUCGGCUCGUCGUCAGAGUCGGGCCGUGACUCGCGUCUUUGCCGGCUUCCGCAAGAUGACGCUGGACGACCUGCGGAAACCCGCCGUCGUCCGCGACGUGCAGCACUACAUCCUGGCCCGGCUGGACCGCGACGAGGCCGUGCGUCGCCACUUGUCUCGCGACACGGCGGACAUGUUGAACCAGCUGCACAUCAAGAGCAACGGGUGCCUGCUGUACCUGGAGAAGGUGCUGGACGGCGUGGCGGCGGCCUUCAUCAACAUCCGAGAGAUCAAGGACAUCCCGGGCAUGCUCAACGGACUCUACCUCUACCUCUGCCAGCGACUGUUUACAAGGAAGCAGUUCCACAAGGCCCUGCCGCUGGCCAACGUCCUGCUCGCGUCGCCGCACGCACUCACGCGAGCGGCCCUGUGCGACGUCGUCAAGCUGGCCAAGCCGAGCGUGACGGACGAGGACUUUGAGAGACGGUUUGCCCUACUGCGACGCGUGCUCAUCCAGGACGACGAAAUGGAAGGAGAAGAAGAAGAAGGACAAGGACACAAUGAAGACCAGAAGAAGAAGAAGGGCAGUGACAGCCAUCGAGUCAUCUUCUUCCACCACUCGUUUGCCGAGUGGCUCGUGGACGUGAAGCACUGCACCUACAAGUACUUGUGUCGGCCGACCGAGGGCCAUGCAGCCCUGGCUGCGUGGCUUGGGGCCCGAGCCGCAGACUUGUGCGACGAGCAAGUGCACGAACUCGCGCUGCAUCUCACGAGGGCCACCCGACAGCCACCACCACCGCUGUUGUUGUUGUCGUCGUCGUCGUCAUUGGAGAAUAAGAAGAAAAAGAAGGUCGACAACGAGGAAGAAGAAGAGGAGGAAGAAGUUGUUGUUGCUGCUGCUACUGCUGCUGUUGGUCAGGCGGCGGCUGGGGACAUUGACCACCAGCAGCAGCAGCAGCAGUGGCGCCACCAGGACGCCGUCCGUUGGCUCGUCGCCAAGAACGCCCCGGCGGUGCGAGACUGUCUCCGAGAUUUAGUGCCGAAAGAUGCGCGUGUGUAUCGAUUACUGCGUGACGCCGGAGCUGAAGAAGAAGAAGAAGAUGAUGAGAAAGAAGAACAACAACCAAAACAAGAAGCAAGCGUUGACCAAGAAGAAGAAGAAGAAGAAGAAGAAGGAAAACAUGAACAUGAACGCAAGAGGAAAGACCGAGGAAAGAAAAAAGAGGUGGCGGAAGAAGACGAAGAAGAAGCAGAAGAACGACACCGCGUCGACCUCAUGAUGCGGCAGCUGCAAGACAUGGACUUGUCCGCCGUCGACGCCGACCAUCGCACUCUGCUCCACUGUGCCGCCAACGACGGCGACGUCCGUCUCGUGGCUGCUCUCGUGGCCCGAGGCCUGGACGUGUGUGCCGAGGACAAGGACGGACAGACGGCGUUGAGUCUGGCUGCUCGCCAGGGCCACACGACGGUCGUGGCCCAGUUGCUGAGAGCAGGAGCCGAGUGCGACCACGCGGACGCCGACGGCUGGAGUCCCCUGCGGGCAGCAGCCUGGGCGGGCCACCUGGCCGUCGUCGAGGCCCUGCUGCACCACGGGGCCAGUGUGGACUCGGUGGACGCAGACAAUAGGACAGCUUUGCGGGCAGCAGCCUGGGGAGGACACGACGACAUCGUCCGCAGACUGGUGGCAGCUGGCGCCGACGUGAACCGCCAAGACCACGAGGGCAGGACGGCGCUCAUCGCCGCCGCCUACAUGGGCCACUGCGAGAUCGUGGAGCUGCUGCUGGACAGUGGCGCCGACGUGAACCACGAGGACUCGGACGGGCGCACGGCGCUGUCGGUGGCGGCGCUGUGCGUGCCGGCCAACGAGGGCUACGCCCGCGUGGUGCACACGCUGCUCACGCGUGGCGCCCGGGUGGACCACGAGGACAAGGACGGCAUGACGCCGCUGCUGGUGGCCGCCUUCGAGGGACACAGGGGAGUCUGCGAACUGCUGCUGGCUGCCGAUGCAGACGGCGACCACACCGAGAAGGCCGGCAGCAGGUCCGCCCUCUGGCUGGCCGCGUCCAUGGGCCACGGGCCAGUCGUGAAGCUGCUGCUGGACCACCACUGCUACGUGGACGGGAUCGAUGCCGAGGGACGCACGGUCCUGUCCGUCGCUGCAGCACAGGUAAACACGUGUUUGCAAAUUCCAUGUAGCCGACUCUGUUCCGUGACUGACUGA
This is a messenger RNA of Notodromas monacha, 2856 nucleotides long. Lineage: Eukaryota; Metazoa; Arthropoda; Ostracoda; Podocopida; Cyprididae. The record is from the annotation of a GenBank genome assembly.